AUGGCUCCCAAACCUCAGGACAUCGUCUUCUUCCAUCCCGAUCUCGGAAUCGGUGGUGCUGAGAGGCUCGUUAUCGACGCCGCUGUAGGACUGCAGAGUUUAGGCCACAAAGUCACCGUCUUCACGUCCCACUGCGAUCCCAGGCACUGUUUUGACGAAGCGCGCAAUGGAACCCUCAAUGUACGCGUCCGCGGGAAUACCGUCGUCCCCCCCACCAUUCUAGGUCGCUUCUCCAUCCUCUGCGCGAUUCUUCGCCAGCUUCACCUUAUCCUACAAGUAGCCCUCUUCUCGUCCGAGCUGCGGACUCUGCGACCCACUGCAUUCUUCGUUGACCAGCUCAGCGCUGGAAUUCCCCUCCUUCGAUUCUUGCUCCCCGACGUCAGGGUCAUAUUCUACUGCCACUUCCCAGACAAACUUCUCGCUAAGAAAGGAGGAUUGUUGAAGACGCUGUACAGGGGGCCCUUUGACUGGCUAGAGAGCUGGAGUACAGGCUGCAGCGAUGCCAUCGUGGUCAAUAGCAACUUCACGAAGGGUGUUUUCGCGGAAGCAUUCCCGUGCCUGAAGGACAGGAAGCCAAGAGUGGUAUAUCCAUGCGUAGACACGUCCCAAGUGGAUGCUUCUGAGGAUGCCAAACCGUUGUGGGCCAAUAAGAAGGUGCUACUGAGCAUCAACCGGUUUGAAAAGAAGAAGGACGUUGGCCUGGCCAUUCGCGCGUUCGCUGGGUUGAGCGAGCAUGAAAGAAGCACAUCGCGGCUCGUGAUUGCCGGUGGUUAUGAUGCCCGUGUCGCCGAGAACGUCUCAACUUACAACGAGCUCUGUGACCUAGCCUCUUCGCUGAACCUGAAACAUGCCACAGCAAAGGCAAUCAUCAGCUCCAUGUCGGUCCCUGAUGACAUCACUGUUCUGUUCCUCCAAUCCGUACCUACCGCCUUCAAAUCGACCCUGCUGGCUACUUCUCGCCUCCUGGUAUAUACCCCCCGCAACGAGCACUUUGGCAUUGUGCCAUUAGAGGCCAUGAUGGCCGGUAUACCUGUUCUAGCAGCCAAUGAAGGCGGACCAACCGAGACUGUCAUCAGUGGCCAGACUGGAUGGCUAAGAGACGUUAGCAAAGUGCAGGACUGGACAGAAGUAAUGCGUGUGGCACUCGAGGAUGGCGCUGGUGAGGAACGUCUACAAGAAAUGGGUAAGUGGGGCCGGGAGAGGGUCAAAGGUGAGUUUUCGAAAGAGAAGAUGGCACAAAGGUUGGAGAAUGAGAUCAAGGCUAUGGAGGAAGCCGAUAGGUCACCGAUUGCGAGUACAUCUUCCAUUGUCCUUGGGGUAGGGGCACUAGGAGCCGUAUUCGCUGUUGCCAUCUGGCUGACUGCGAAAGCUGGCUCCUAUCUGUAG
This is a messenger RNA of Mytilinidion resinicola, 1386 nucleotides long. Its product is annotated as mannosyltransferase. Bases 1 to 1386 code for a protein of 461 amino acids. Lineage: Eukaryota; Fungi; Ascomycota; Dothideomycetes; Mytilinidiales; Mytilinidiaceae. The record is from RefSeq and is a predicted model, not a curated record. Gene Ontology annotation, molecular function: alpha-1,3-mannosyltransferase activity; GDP-Man:Man(1)GlcNAc(2)-PP-Dol alpha-1,3-mannosyltransferase activity. The transcript has 3 exons.